AUGCGUACUUCAUCAGCUGUUCAUCAGAGUCGUACAGCAACAACAACAGCGUCGUCAUCAUCAUCAUCUUCAGCCCCGACGACCAACAUACAAUUGACUCCCUUGUGGGAGCAUAUUUUAAGAACACGGAAAUUACCUGAGUCAACAUGUCCCCGUCUGAUGUUUGCCGAAUUUUUGGAACGUCUCAAAGAUCCCGAAUGGCAGGUACGGCAACAUGCUCUACGCGUAUUCGUUGAUGUGCUGGUUGUAAUGAAGGCCAAGGCAGAUCCGUUUAUGCAGCCAUUGAUAGGCCAAUUGGUGGAGAACCUGGGGCAUCAGGCCCCUACAGUAAGGAAGGGUGCCUUGGAUUGUCUGCGUGUCUAUCUUUCCGAAACAGCCAUACCGGAGGCUGUUAUUUUACAAAUCCUCGAUAUUGGCCUCAAUCAAAAGAUAACCAAUGAACCAUUUGGUGGACGCCUAACAUGUGGUGUUAUGCUAUCCCUACCAGCGUUGGUUCAAUCCACACUACACACCUCGAAGCGACAUUUUAUUAUCAGGACCACCAUUGAUAUGCUAAUACAGAAAAUGGGUCAGGUUACACACCAGGAAAUUACCCUAAAGGUCCUAAGGAAAAUGCGUGAGCUCCUCGGUGAACAGGAAUUUGUUAGCUAUAUGUCCCAUGGAGCAUUUCGGGAGUUCGAUCUGCUAUGCAACGUCUAUGGUCUAAAUGAAUCGGAUGGUUCAGUAUCCUCGGCCGGUUCCCAAUCAAAAUUCUUAGCCUCAACAGAGGAGAAUAUUAACACCUGGCGCCUCAUGGCAAAUUCCAAGCCCUCGAAGUUAGCCAAUUGUUGGCAUCCUCCUGUGCCCCAUGAAAAUGAUGAGGUACAUGUGGUGGUCGAAGAGGCAGUGGGCAGUAAUGAACCCCUACUCGCCUGUCCGACCAAAAUAAUUAUGGAAACUGAAAUAAAAAUUAAUGACGAUACCCUGACAAUGCGUAUUCUCGAAGCCAAAGAUGAUGACGUCUGUUUGGUUGAGCCGGAACAACCACCGGAUGUCUGCCAUAAAUCUCACAGCGAAAAUUUCGUCAAUAGUCUGGAAGAUGAGGUUGUGUGUGGCCGCCUGGCCAGUGCAAAAAGUUUACAUGAUGCCUCCUCCGCCUCAUUGGUGAAACUACUGAGUGAUUCAGAUGACACUGAAGAUGGGCAGGGCAGAGAUUCGUAUUACACCCUUGUUACGCCAUCCACACCCUCACGCACACCCAAAAGGGUGACAUUUGGGGGAGAAGUUGUGAAAAUGCGCACGCCUGAUAGUGAUGCAAAUUCAUCAACCAAUCAACAGCAUCCAAUAGGAAAAUCACUAAGCACAGGAGGAGGUGGAGUAGGAGGGCCUAGUGGAAUAUCCGACAAUCAGCUGCAACCACCAUUUAUCAUCCAUUCCCCACCCUCCGAUGUGGACUCAAGUAAAACCACCAUUUUAACAUUGGAUAUACCAAAUGACAAUACCAAACCUCUCAAUCAGCAACAACAACAACAACAAUCUCAAAAAAAUACCAACCACCCGGAAAAAAUGAAACCCUUAACGAAGACACCAUCUCCUGCUUCAUCAUCCUAUAGUCCAUCGCCAAAAUCACCACAAAAAUCCCCGAAAUCUCCCACAUCUCCCAAGUCUUUGUCCUUUAAACGUUUGAGCAUAAGUCCUGUGGAGAGCAUAAUAAGUCCUCGCACCGCUCACAAAGCCAUUGAGGUUAUGCAUAACUUGCAAAGAGAUCCUUCACCAAAUCGAGCUCUAACUGCUCGACGUGCUAGUCUGAAGGCUGAAGAGGCAAACACUCCCUCACCUAUGGGUCUUGAUGACGACAAAUCGAAUUGGAUAACAGCGCAUAAGAUUUCGUCACAAAAUCAAGUUCCGGGUGCUGCGGCACCGCCACCACCACCACGUUCUUGGGAGGAGUUGGGAAUUGUCGAUGACACGACGCUGCUGCAGCUAAGAUCGGGG
Musca vetustissima is the source of this 1974-nucleotide messenger RNA. RefSeq lists its product as uncharacterized. The annotation marks the transcript as partial. The record is from RefSeq and is a predicted model, not a curated record. NCBI's taxonomy places the organism in Eukaryota, Metazoa, Arthropoda, Insecta, Diptera, Muscidae. The transcript has a single exon.